Messenger RNA from Amphimedon queenslandica, 1356 nucleotides. RefSeq names its product gelsolin-like protein 2. Gene Ontology annotation, cellular component: actin cytoskeleton; cytoplasm. The record is from RefSeq and is a predicted model, not a curated record. Lineage: Eukaryota; Metazoa; Porifera; Demospongiae; Haplosclerida; Niphatidae. Gene Ontology annotation, biological process: actin polymerization or depolymerization. Gene Ontology annotation, molecular function: actin filament binding. The coding region runs from base 82 to 1185 and encodes 367 amino acids. The transcript has 14 exons.
UUGGGUCUAAUUGCCAUUUGUGGGUGUAGCUAGUUGUUGUUGUUGGGGUGUUUUCAAACGCAAAUAAAAGACUAAGAGAGAAUGGCUGGGCUUGUAAAGGCAAAGAAGUACGACUGGAAGGACAGUAACCUUGCUCUCUUUGGAUCCGACCAUGAGAGAAGGGUCAAGAAAGCUGCUGCAGAAACUGAGAAGGCGUGGUCGGGAGCUGGAGCAAAAGUUGGAGUGCAGAUUUGGCGUAUAGUCAAAUUCAAAGUGACACAUUGGCCUAAAGAUCAAUAUGGAGAGUUUUACAAUGGAGACUCCUACAUUAUCCUUAACACUUAUAAGGAGCCUGGGAAUGAGGAAUUGAAAUACGAUUUGCAUUUCUGGAUUGGUCAAUACUCCACUCAAGAUGAAUAUGGGACUGCUGCAUACAAGACUGUAGAGCUGGAUACACUGCUUGACGACAAGCCAGUUCAACAUCGUGAAGUUAUGAGCCAUGAGUCUGAUCUCUUUAAGUCGUAUUUUGGUUCAGUCACACUUUUGGAAGGAGGUGCUGAUACUGGAUUCCGUCAUGUUAAACCUGUUGAAUACCAGCCACGCCUCUUCCACUUCCGCCGUGAUGCAAAGGGAAUUGUUGUUGUAAAGGAGCGUCCACUAAGCAAGCAUUCGCUCAAUUCUGGAGAUGUUUUCAUCUUAGAUCUUGGCCUUACCCUAUACCAGUGGAAUGGGCGAACUUGCAAUAAGGAUGAGAAGUUUAAGGCUGGACAAUAUGUCUCUCAGAUAAGGGGCCAGAGAGGUGGUAAGCCAACCAUUGAGACAUUUGAUGAGUGGGAGGUUGAUGAGAAUCAUCCUUUUAUGUCUCAUUUGUCUUCCGAUCCACUUGAGGAUAACGCCGAAGAAUCAACAGAUGAUGGAUUCCAGCCUUGCAUACUGAGGGUGAGUGAUGAGAGUGGUACAAUGAAGACCACACUUGUUUCUGAAGGAAAACUGUCAAAGACAUUCCUUGACUCAAAAGAUGUCUUUAUUGUUGACACUGGAAAGAAGUGCUUUGUUUGGAUUGGGCACAGUGCAAGCGCUGAUGAGAAGCAGAACGCAAUGGCUUAUGCAUCAAACUACCUUCAAGGUACAAACCACUUCCAAGUACCAGUCACUUGCUUGAAAGAAUUUGCAAAGAAUGCAGAGUUUGAUGCCAUAAUGUCUUAAACUGUAUGGCUAUGGCUCUAGUUUAAUAAAAACUUUUCUACUUCAUAGUUUUAGCUCUUUAUAUCCAUUGUAUUGACAUUAGCUACCAUAUUAGACUGCAAUAACUAUAGACUGCUGUGUGUAUUAGUAUUAUUUUUAUUAAAGGGAAGAAUUUAAAUAAUGAACAAAAAA